GAUCCAGUUUUUUGAAAUACUAUAAAAAACACUGCUGUCGAUCGACAUACAUCAAUCAGCUUUAACCAGCCACACAAUCCACACACACACAUCAUCAAUCGUCAGCCGACCGACCACCAACCAAUCAUCUCACCAUGAAAUCCAUAAUCGCCACCGUCGCUUUGUUCGCUCUGGUCGCUUGCGCUUUGGCAGCCGAAGAACCCAAACAACAGAACAAGGUCACCGAGAAACGCGGCAUCUACGGCUUGGGUCUCGGCUAUUCCGGUGUCGGCUACUCCGGUCUUGGUUACUCCGGUCUCGGCUACCCCGGUUACCACGCGCCGAUCGCCGCUCCAUUGACCUACCCCACGUCGGUGAUUUCCCCAGUCAAAUACCACGCUCCGUACACAUACCCCUUGUCCACAUACCACGCUCCCCUCCCCUACCACGCCCCGCUCUCCUACCCCGCAGCACUGCCGUACCACGCCCCAUACACCUACCCGCUGUCGUCUUACCACGCACCGCUGUCGUCUUACCACGCACCGCUGUCUUACCACGCACCGACCAUUUACUGAGCGAUGAUAGCCAAAGAACCACCGUCACCGUGAUCGCAAACCACAUCACCAUCAGUGGCCAUCAUUGUGACUCGUUUGUAAAUCGUAUUGUACUUAUGUAUAUUUAUAACAAAUUAAUUUUUUAAUAAAAAUAAAAACACUCUUUACACACAUUAA
Adelges cooleyi (spruce gall adelgid) is the source of this 710-nucleotide messenger RNA. RefSeq names its product cuticle protein 12.5-like. The transcript has 2 exons. NCBI's taxonomy places the organism in Eukaryota, Metazoa, Arthropoda, Insecta, Hemiptera, Adelgidae. The record is from RefSeq and is a predicted model, not a curated record. The coding region runs from base 135 to 554 and encodes 139 amino acids.